Messenger RNA from Cladophialophora psammophila CBS 110553, 672 nucleotides. RefSeq lists its product as uncharacterized. The transcript is spliced from 3 exons. The record is from RefSeq and is a predicted model, not a curated record. The coding region runs from base 1 to 672 and encodes 223 amino acids. NCBI's taxonomy places the organism in Eukaryota, Fungi, Ascomycota, Eurotiomycetes, Chaetothyriales, Herpotrichiellaceae.
AUGUUCUAUGCUUUGGGAACAAACGACGAAUGGAUAGUCCGCAAAUUUGCAUGGUUCGGCGGAGAUGUCAACUUGGUAUACGGCGAGGAUAAACUUCCACUGCUCGCAUUUGCCAUUGUCAACCGCGAUAACCUACGAAGCGACACUAAUGUCGCUGUAGCAACAUUGUUGAGUCUCGGGACUGCAGUUGAUUUCAUUCCGAACAAGUUUUAUUCACCGUUCUGCGUCAAUAACCCAUAUAAACGGAAGCAGAUAGUAUGCCCGACCUGGCAGAUGACAAUAAGCAUUGCUAUAUGGCCCAAGGACUGGGAGAAGGAAGAAGCAACCGCUGGUAAUGGUCUUUGCCGGCCACAGUGGGCACGGGAAAACGGAGCUAGCCAGACAACUGAGCCAUCUCCUAUCGCUAGAAUUGAAGUUGUCGACUGCAUAACUUUCAAGAGCGUGCAUGAGCUCUUUGGUCCCGGGGCACCAUACAAUUGCUCGGCACAUGACUCCCUUUUGAGUAACUUCCUGGCCAGGAAAGGCGGGCAGCCAGGUAUUGAGUUCCUUGAUGAAUUUGAAAAGACGACCGCUAACAAUCAUGAUGCCCUCUUGAUUCCUUUCGACAAGGGCAUGGCAUUAUUUUCUUUUGAUGUGAGCAUGACUGAGUCCGCUCUUUACAGGAGAAUAUGA